AUGCUUCUGGAAAUGCAAAUUGUCGGCGUCACAUCCCUGGGGUCAUUGUUGGCUGUGGUUGCCUGUGUCACAAUCUUACCUACUUUGUACAGCGAAAUUAACGAAUUGCAUGGGCAGGUGAGAAGUACAGCAAAACUUGUCUUCUUAUGCUUUUUUUCCAAGGUUAUCGAAGCAGUCGCAGCUUUUCGAACAGACACGAACUUGGCAUGGAGCGAAAUAAUGGAUGUGCGAUUACUUGUCUCUUCUUCAUCCAAACCAGAAGAAAAUCCAUUUGACUCUAUUUUCCGUCAAACAAGGCAAUCAGGGUUACCACCUUGGUGCAAAUGCGUACCUGAUCCCAUUGUUUGCCCUCCCGGUCUUCCUGGUCCACCAGGGCCGCCCGGUCAACAAGGAACGCCCGGUCCACCAGGUCCUCCUGGUGAAGACGACGCGACCGUAUAUGCUCCUAUCCACUGC
Messenger RNA from Cylicostephanus goldi, 456 nucleotides. The record is from the annotation of a GenBank genome assembly. NCBI's taxonomy places the organism in Eukaryota, Metazoa, Nematoda, Chromadorea, Rhabditida, Strongylidae.